Trametes versicolor FP-101664 SS1 is the source of this 666-nucleotide messenger RNA. RefSeq lists its product as uncharacterized. The coding region runs from base 1 to 666 and encodes 221 amino acids. NCBI's taxonomy places the organism in Eukaryota, Fungi, Basidiomycota, Agaricomycetes, Polyporales, Polyporaceae. The transcript has 2 exons. The record is from RefSeq and is a predicted model, not a curated record.
AUGCCACCCGUCCCCGAGUACCGUGGAAUGCCCAUCUACACGCCCUCGAUGUCGCCGGGCUUUUCAUCGUCCUUGCAGCUUCUGCGCGCGCCGCUGAAGAUGAAGUGCUUCAGUGUCAAGAAGCUGCAGUGCCAGAUCCUCGAGCAGCUCGAGGACAUCCUGUCACUCGCUGCCGAUGUGUCCAUCCCCGUGCUGAAGGAAGAGGACUCCACGGAGCCAGUCGAGCGCCAGCAUCUCCUGUCACCCGCGUCCGAGCGCAAGAUGUCCCAGAUCCGCGAUCCACCUGCAGAGCGCAUCAUGCGCCAGAAGAUUGACAAUGGCAUGCGCAUGCAGAACACCAUCAAGUACUCGGAGAAGAUCAGGCAGGAGUGGGAGGAGCGUGUCGAGCAGACUCUCUCUGCGUACGACGGCGAGGAGGGUGACUCGGAUGACUCGGGCGAGAGCGAAGGCGAGGAGGGUCAGGAGGGUCAGGACGACCAGCGUCACGACCAUUCGAGUACCACGUCGGACCUCACAGUCUGGUACACCCCUAUCGCCGCGCUUGCCUUCCGUUGCGCCGUUGUCGCCGACAACCCCGACGUGCUCGCGCAUUGCAACGUGGCGGGAAGCGGCCGAUGUUCGAGCGCGAUUGACGAGCUCGAGGGAGAACUGCGCUCUGGAAUAUGA